Molecule: messenger RNA, 914 nt
Organism: Triticum aestivum (bread wheat)
Lineage: Eukaryota; Viridiplantae; Streptophyta; Magnoliopsida; Poales; Poaceae
Product: inactive anthranilate O-methyltransferase 1-like
Exons: 2
Coding region: 158-610 (150 amino acids)
Molecular function (GO): methyltransferase activity
Source: RefSeq, a predicted model, not a curated record
GGAUCUAACGAGAAAUCGCAUCCCAGCAUUCGAUACUGAUGAACAUGUUAGGCAUGAAAGGCUCCCAAUCGUCCGUGAGGCUUAUGCACAUCAGUUCAGGGAAGAUUUCACACUUUUCCUGCAGCUGAGAGCCAAAGAAUUGGUCUCGGGAGGCCGAAUGGUUAUUUCCCUAGUAGGGACGCGUUCUGAUGUAAUUGCUUCCAAAUUCUUUCUUUUCCCAGGAAUUGUAGCUCAAAUUCUAAGUGUCAUGGUCACUGAGGGUGUGAUCGACAAAGAAAAGUUUGAUUCUUUCUAUGUGCCCGUGCAUGGACCUUCCGGCGAAGAGGUGAGGGAAAUCAUUGAAGAAGAGGGCUCCUUUUCCAUCAGGGAGAUGCGGGUGCACGACCCUACGACCGAAAUGAACACUGCUCUGAGCACCCCAAGGAAGUUCGUCAAUAAUCUGAGAGCCUUAUUCGAGCCGAUAAUAGUCCAGCAUUUUGGAGACAUUAUGGAUGAAUUUGUGAGGACUGCGGAGCUGCACUGGAGCCUGGAUCCGGAUGGGAGCUUGCAAGAGGAGCGGGCCAGAACCUCUCGAGCUAUGCUGGUUGUAUCCCUCGCAAAGGUGUCAUGAUGAAGUAAAGGUGCCUGAAGAUUACAUGCACCGAAUUUCAUAAAAUUGUACUAUUGCUUACUUUGAAGCAACAAUGUGUGCCCAUUUAAUUGUGUGAACUACUGUAGUAGUGGUGUUCCGUGAAUGUACUCAUGGAUGCACCAAAUGAACUUCCAUCUCGCAUAUAAAUAAGCAAAAUGCCGUUGCGUGUGCAAUGUGGUGUGAUGUAUGGUGUGCACAAAUUCAGCCAGACAUUUGUGUCAUGUAUCUGUUUUAGUAAGAUCUGCAAUGAGAGUGAAGCAGCCAGAAAUUCCAACCUUCGUUA